Molecule: messenger RNA, 1113 nt
Organism: Coturnix japonica (Japanese quail)
Lineage: Eukaryota; Metazoa; Chordata; Aves; Galliformes; Phasianidae
Gene: LIPT2
Product: lipoyl(octanoyl) transferase 2
Biological process (GO): protein lipoylation
Molecular function (GO): lipoyl(octanoyl) transferase activity
Source: RefSeq, a predicted model, not a curated record
CCCUUAUCCCUCCCACUUCCCCAUAAGCCCCUCCCUCACCUUCAUGUCCCUCCCCCUUACCCCGCCAUGCCUGUUCCGGCGGUGCGGGCCGUCUCGUUGGGUUUGCGGCCUUACGAAGAAGCUUUGCGGGUCCAGCAGCGCUGCGUGGCGGCUGCGAGGUCGGCUCGGUGUCCUCCUCCUCCUCCUCGUCCACCAUCCGAGUACCUGGUGCUGAGCGAACCCGCACGGCCCGUCUAUGCGUGGGGGCUGCGGGGAGCCCCGACGGAGGAUGAGGCGGAGAAGCUGCGGGCUGCGGGUGCGGGGUUGGCUGCGGUGCGGAGGGGAGGCAGCGUGACGUUCCACGGGCCGGGGCAGCUGUUGGCUUUCCCCGUGUUGGACCUGAAAGCGAGGGGGAUGCAAUUAAGGGGAUACGUGGAGAGGCUGCAGGACGUGGCGGUGCGGCUGUGCCAAAGGGUCGGGGCUGUGAGCGCAGCAGGGAGACCACCGCCAUACACCGGAGUGUGGGUGGGGGACGGCAAAGUGUGCGCUGUCGGGGUGCACUGUGGGAACCACAUCACGUCCCAUGGGCUGGCACUGAACUGCUGCACUGACCUCUCCUGGUUCGAGCACAUCGUGCCCUGUGGGCUGGAAGGGACGACGGCCACUUCACUAAGUCGCGAAUUAGGCCGCCAUGUCACCAUUGAGGACAUCCUUGAGCCUUUCCUUGAGUCCUUCCAGGAGGUCUUUGACUGCACUGUGGUGUUUUCUGAGGAGCCUAAGGACUGAGAAGGUGCAGGAUGAUGGAAAGAGUCACAUCACGCCGGUGCUGGAGCACACAGAUGGUGUGGGAUGGUCCCCAGUGCCACGUCCUCACCACGCCACGUCUCAAUGCUGGGAUGCUGUGGAAGAAACAAGCCUUAUUUAGGAGCAGGGGUUGGACCUGCAGAGCUCAGGUCGUGUCCUCAGUGAGCACUUUAGUGGUUUGAAUUCCUCUCUCCUCACAAAGUGUGACAUUGGAGCGAAUGCUUUGGGGCAAGAAGGGAGAGGUGUUGCUUGGUGAAGUGUUUGUAUCUCCUUGCUGCUGUGCAAAAAGUCAGCGUUGGUUUUAUAUAAAGAGAGUUGGUGGGAACGUUG